AUGCGCAAUGUUUCCAGUCUCUUGGUAAUCAUUGCGCCUCCUGGGUGGCUCGCGAACUCGGCCCAUAUUAUGAACCCUUCAGAAAGUGCCGCGUACAAUUUGUUUCGGACGCAUUUGCUUUUGUUUCUGAUUGUCAGUGUGUUUUGUUACCCAGAUCUCCAGGGAUGUGCUUGUCGACAUAAGCCAUGAGGAACUUAAAGAGAUUGGAAUCCACGCGUUUGGUCACAGACACAAAAUCCUCAAGGCAGUUAAAGAAAAACUUUCUGGCUUACCAGAGCUGGGUAAGUGAAUUUUGUAAACGAACUUAUAGAGGUUGUUGGAUAAAAAACUAGAAGCUGAAUUAAAGAGGUUUUAUUCCUUUUUAAAUCCACAAAUUAAAACCAGCCAAAAUUGUCUUAAACGGACUUGCGUGGACGUAUUCUGUUUCUGUAAUGUUCAUCGUUGUUGUUAUCUUUUGUUUUGUUCUGUUUCAGGUGGCGGGCCUUUCACCUAUUCAAGCCAACAAGAAACAGUUGUUCAUGACUUACCUACGGACGACAAAGACUACAUUUCUGUUGCAGAGGAGGUGAGCUAAUUUCUUCUUAAUCAAUCUGUCUCCUAAAAAUAACUGCCAUUUGUUUUAACCUCCUGAACCGAUUCGUGGAAAUAUAGCUUACACUGCAUCUCCUAGUAAUUGUGUGGGGGAGGGGUUAGGUUGGGUUUUUCACCCCCUCCCCCUCAUGUUUUUGUGACCGUCUGCGACGCUGGCUAGAAUUCCGCAGACUUCUAAUGUACUUCGUGUGGCGCUUAAGCUAAUUAAUCUCCUCCAAAAUGCAAAACUGUAGAAAUGUCUACUUGUGAACUUAUAAUAUUUACGUAUAUUGUAUUCAGAUGCAGAGUACUGUUGUGAAACACAAAAAUGAUGGCGGCCAAUCCGGUGGAGUCUUUGAUUCCUACAGAAUUGUCAGGGUUAGUAGUUUUAUACAUAGUUUACAGCUUUAUAGUUCUGAUUCGUUGAACUAAACUCUCCUAAAACAAAUAAUAGUCAUCAGAUGUUCACGCCCUCGAUUUUUAUCGCAUCAUUUAUCAGACGAACGGGCGAAGCAGACGCGAAUGUCAAUACAGACCUCGAAAGGGUGGGGCGCGGAAUCAUUCGCGCGCCUUCUACACCCAAAUCUUCUUUUUAAAUAGAGGAUGUAAGUUGAGAGGAUUUAAAACCAGAGUUUAGCCUAUCUUGUUCAACUUUUUGUCGUUUUCCUUCACUGUCAGUGCACUUGAAAAGUGAUUGGUUACAACAUAAGAUCAUUAUGUGUUCUAUGGUUUAUUUGGCUUUUGACCCUAAUACAAACACUUAGUGACAUAGUGGCUUGGAUGUUACUAGAAAACAGCAAGUCCAUUUUCUCCUUUCUUCAAUCCCUGUUUCCUUCUGUUUUAGAUUCAGCGGGUCAUAAGCAAAAGACUUUGGGAUAAAUACGUGUACAGAAGAAGAGAGGUAAGAGCUUGUUUUUCAUUGGAAACCUCUGAUUAUAUCUGUUUCACUCGCAUGUUUGAGUUUAAAUCGAUUGCUCGUCGCCGGGGUACUUUAAUCUCCCUUGCACGUAUUUACCUGCGCUUGUGGGUUAUCUUCUGCCAAAUAAACGAAGAUAGACGCGAUGUUUAUCUCUCUAUUUUCUCUUUGUAGGUUGCAGAGGCUAAUCACAACCACAGUAAUGAGAGAAUGUUAUUUCAUGGUAUGUGAUCACUUUGCAGUAACUUUUUGAUAACAGUCACUUUUUUCAUUAAAGUUAAGAGUAAAUCAUCAGCAAACUAUUCUUUCUUUUCUUUUAGGUUCAGCAUUUAUCAACGCUAUUCUACAAAAGGGAUUCGAUGAACGUCAUGCUUACAUUGGAGGGAUGUUCGGAGCAGGUGAAAACAACACGUUUAUGGCAUUAAGCAUUUCAAACCUUCAGUGAGGCAGUCCUGAAGAUAAAUAAAAAGAUAAAAGUAUAAAACGUACCCAAAACUUGCUCUUUAGUUCUGCCGUACCCCCUUCUACUUCAGUCAAUUUUUCUUGCAACUUGUCUUAUGCGCCGCCGCUAUAAAAGUUCCCCGAGAACGCGUAGCCUAAUAUAUCACCCCCUAAAAUAACCAAGUCUUAAAACUUUUGCGUUGGACGAAGCCUUGCGAAAAGUUGAGCUUUUUUUGUUUCUCCUUCAUAUGAUGCUUGCUGUAACAAACCUUUUUCGAGACACGUUCAUUCAGCGAGGUGUUAAAAUGUGCCGUACAACCUUAUCCAUAAAAACUGCGAGACAAAUUGAAGGGAUUUAG
Messenger RNA from Porites evermanni, 2286 nucleotides. Lineage: Eukaryota; Metazoa; Cnidaria; Anthozoa; Scleractinia; Poritidae. The record is from the annotation of a GenBank genome assembly.